This is a messenger RNA of Formica exsecta, 2866 nucleotides long. RefSeq names its product centrosomal protein of 89 kDa-like. The coding region runs from base 23 to 2125 and encodes 700 amino acids. Gene Ontology annotation, cellular component: centriole; ciliary transition fiber. The transcript is spliced from 6 exons. Gene Ontology annotation, biological process: cilium assembly; mitochondrion organization; chemical synaptic transmission. The record is from RefSeq and is a predicted model, not a curated record. NCBI's taxonomy places the organism in Eukaryota, Metazoa, Arthropoda, Insecta, Hymenoptera, Formicidae.
CGCCGCUAGUUGCCAUGGUGGCAUGGUAGUCGAAUCAGCUGUGUUCAAAAUACAAACAAACCUAAGCCUUCCAAAAAUCUUAUUUAGGCUUGGUGCGAUCUUACAUGUUUAUGCUAAUGACGUCAGAAUUAUAUAUGCAAAUGACUAUUUAAAAGCUAUUGUUUGUUACUUAUACUUUAGCAGCAUAAAGCAGGCGAUGCCAAAUCGUGAUAACAGUGCUGAUAAGCGUUUUAAAGAAAAGCAGAGCAGUCAUAAGGUUUCAACCAUUGAAAAUGAACUGGAACCAGUGCACAAGCCAUUACAUCGUUACAGACGGUUUCAUAGAACGAGACGUCAUUCAAGAGUUAAUGGUGAUUUUGAAGAAGUGACAGAUAAAAAUAGAAAUCAUGACAGUGUUGCAUUACCUAAGAAAAAUGGCAAACAUUGUAUUAAAAAGAAAAUUGAUAGAUUAGUUGAAGAAAAUCGGAUAUUGACAAUGAAACUUGAAAGUUCUGCGAUAAACCCUGAGACUAUUGCAGAAUUAAGAGAAAAGGAUUCCUUAAUGUCAAGAGUCUGCAAUAAAUAUCAUAAGUUGUUAAAAGAUUAUGAAAGCCUUCAACAAGAAUACGAGAAACUAAAUGCUGUUAUGGUAAAACGUGAAACAGAGUACGAUCAGUUACAUACAUAUCACAAAGAAUCUAUCAAAGCUUUGCAAAAAGUAGAGAAAACCAAUUCCAAUCUUCUAACAUUUAAUCAAAGAUGCAAGUCUGAAAAUGUUCAACUAAAUGAAGAUGUAUUGCUUUUGAAAAAUGUGAUAUAUUGUUUAAAUGCAGAGCUAGAAAAAUAUCAAGAUAAAAUGAGAGAAUUGGGACAAAGUGUGCUAUCUAAAAAUAUUAAUAACAUAUUAGAUUCUAAGAGGCCAGUAAACGAUAUUAAAGAAGUAUUAGAGUCAUGGGGUUCUGUGAAUACUCAUGUAUUAGGCCCACUUUUAGAUGCUUAUCAGGAAAAUUUAUCAGAGAAACAAGAACUUUUAAAUAAAUACGAAGAGGAGAUUGCAAAUUUCAGUAUUAGAUGCAAAGAAGUUAUUGCAGAGAAUGAGUGCAUGCAGAAUGAAGUGGAAAAAUUAAGAUUAAAGUGUGCCAGAUAUACGGAUGAAAUCAAGAUGAUAUCCGAGGAUACUGACUUACUGAAGGAAUUGAACGAGUGUUAUAUAAAACAGAUUGCUCAUCAGAAGCAAAAGAUACACGAGAUCCAUACAUUGUAUGAACAGAAAGUAGAGGCAAUGUCAUUUGAUAAUAAUAAACUUCAUGAGGAAUAUCUUGCGUCAAAAACAGAAUUGAGUAAUCUUCAAGGGAAAUAUGAUAUUCUUCGUAAAGAAUAUGAAAAGUUACAAAGCGACAAUAUAAAAAUGAUGCCCAUCGAUGUUCAUAAUGCUGCUGUUGAAGAAUGUAGACAGCUAUUUGAGAAACUAAAACAUCAAUAUGAAACUGAGAAAGAGAAAGGAUCCACUCGCAUUAAAGAAUUGGAAGAAUUAUACUGCCAAAAUAAAACGCAAUUAGAGAUAGUUACGGUAGAAAGAAAUCAAUUGAAAGUGUCGAAUAAAAAUUUCGAAAAAAGUUUAAAACGUAUACAGCGAAAACUGGAGCAUUUUCAAAAACUGGCACAUUCUAUGCAAGUAUCUCGAGAUUCUUUCAAAAAGCAAUUGAGAAAGACUACAAUAUACUGCGAGGAGUUGUUCAGUGAAUAUGAAAGAGUAGUCGCCGAACGGGAUAAGUUGGUUAAACUUUUACAUGAAACGGAAAAUGAAAAUGCAAGUAUUCAUUUUCUCGGUGACACUAUUACACAACGAGUAGGUCAUUUGAAAGAACAGUUAAAGAUCGUACACGAAGGUGCCAAACAACAAUUAGCAUUGGCAGAGAAAAAUAUGAAGGUGCAGCAAAUCGGAGUGCACCGGAUGAAAGACGAAUAUCAUCAAGAAUUGCAACGUCUCAAGCAUCUGCUAAGGCAAAAGGAGGAAACAAUCGGACAAUUGCAAAAAGAGAUUAGUGCUACUCGCGAAAAUUUGGAACUUGUUUGGAAGACCGCUGCUGUGGACAAUAAAAAAGAGAAGGGAGCAUUAAAACACGUGAGGAUUCAGCACGUUUAAUAAAACUUGUAAAUUGACUAUGAUAAAAGUGUAAAAUGAAUAUUGAAUUUUAUUUAAUACAAAAAUGAUAUUAUAGAAAUGUCACUGCCAAUGUAAAUUUUACAUAGCGCAACAUUGAUUACCAUAAAAACGGUAUGUUGCCUGCGAAUGAAAACUAGUUAUUGUAUAAUAUAUGUUUAGCAUAAUUUUAUCAUACUGAAUACAGUUUUUGUAAUAUUUAGUAUGCACAUACAUGAUUAUAUAUAUGGCUUACACAACUAUACAUUGUUUUUACAUCUUCUGAAUCUACGUAUAGCAUUAAGAUAUCAGAGUUAUCGAUUGAUUUGGCGUUACAUCACGAAUCAAAAACGGCACCGACCGUUCAUCGAGAUAAUGCAUUCAACGCGAUAAUGACAUUCUUCGUGUCAAAUAUACUCAAAGGCGCGUUUGUUCAUUCAAUACUUGUAGAUAGAGGAAACAACAGAUUUAUCGAUAGUAUCACCGCCUUUAUUUAGUGGUGACAUCAACCGCGGCAAAAGGUUUUGAAGGUUGCCAUUUGCGACGACAGAGUUAACGACGUGAACGAAAAAUUUAUGUACCCACUUAUAUAGGAAUGAUCUCACAUUCCAUUAAUAUUAACACGCAAGCCGCGUAAUCGUUCUAUCGCAUCUUGCAUUUAAUAAGCGGUUUUUGCUAAUUAUCAGAUUUUUUUCCCCUGGAGUGUCUUAUGCAAACAAUUUAUGAAGGUUUGAUACAAUGUUC